CCAAGAGCUACUCUAGAGCAAAAAAUACAAAUUCUAGAUCAUUAUCAUCGUUCAAAUCGGCCUCAGCUGGAAACUGUUGAUCAUUUUAGAAAUGAGAUUUCAAUAUCGACGUCUUCAUUCAGUGAAUGGUUGAAAAAUGAAGACGAAUUAAGAGAUCGUUUAAAUCAAGCUGGUGCAUCAUCAUUUUCUAAAAAUAGUCGAAGAAAAGUUAAAUUUAAAUAUGAAAAAAUCAACCAUGCAAUGGAUAUGUUAGUGAAACAGAAACUAGAAAGACAUGAACCAAUUAAUGAACCUAUCUUGAGAGAACAUUGGUCAAUAUACGCUCAUCAAUUUGGUGUUGAAGAUCCAAAAAGAUUGGCUGGUUUUAGUCAUGGUUGGCUUUCUCAAUUUAAGAAAAGACAUGGUCUUAAUAAAAAAAGACUAGUUGGUGAUGGUUCAAGCUUAAAUGGUACUACUUCUCCAACUCCGUCAGGUUCCUCCACUACCUCGUCGGCAUCCCAGACUAAUAGUUCUGCUAACUUGGGCCAAGGGCUCGAAUCUAGCUCCAGCAUUAGUGCAAGUGAUAUUGAAAGAUUUAUAUAUAUGUUUGCUGAUAAAUUUUUCCGGGAUCAUGAAUAUGAGUAUCCUCAAACCAUUAAAGUUUUCCAGGAGUUCAAGAAUUCAUUUUUCAAUGAAAGAAUCAUUAAUGUGAGGUCU
Molecule: messenger RNA, 696 nt
Organism: Hyphopichia burtonii NRRL Y-1933
Lineage: Eukaryota; Fungi; Ascomycota; Pichiomycetes; Serinales; Debaryomycetaceae
Exons: 2
Source: RefSeq, a predicted model, not a curated record